AUCACAAGUAAAAGUAACAACAAAAAUUGGCAAGCGUAUCUAAUAUUAUAUAGUACGCGGUGUAAAGUAUUUUAUACAUUGUUGUUAUGUUGUUGAAAACUUUUUCUGUUGAUUAUCAAAUAAAAAUAUUUAACUUCAGUAUAGUAAUUAAUAAGGUGAAUCAUAACCAUGGAACCAAUUACCCAUCAAAAAGAUGAUGCAGAAUCACCAAACUACAGGUGGUGGCACAAACUGUGCUUACGAUGUCAUCAAGAGGACCCAACGCCAUCAUGGCAACCGUCAUGGUGGGCGAAGACUGUCCCAUUUCCAUUUUUCCCUACCUAUAGACAAUCAGCACAACGGCUCUGUAUCUUACUAUUUUUCCUCCUCACCUGGGGCAUUCUUUAUGUUGAACUGGGAGAAGCGGUUUCCUUGAAUGGGGAACUUUUCAGUAUGACGAUUCUAGUCAUCGCAGCGUACUUAAUUGGUUGGUUGUGGCUAAAGAUAACUACGUUGCCAGCACUUAUUGGAAUGCUACUGACUGGAAUAAUGUUUCAAAACCUCAAUUUGGUGCACAUGACCGAUGAAUAUAGAAAACUCAACCAGGAUUUAAGGAAAAUCGCUUUAGUGAUUAUACUUACUAGAGCGGGUUUAGGCCUCAACGCGGCUGUUCUGAAGAAGCACUAUACGGCAGUACUACAGCUGGGCUUAUUACCGUGGCUGGUCGAAUGUAUCGCUAUUGCAAUUACUUCUCAUUACUUACUAUCCUUACCGUGGAUUUGGAGUUUCCUUUUAGGUUCAAUGAUAGCAUCAGUGUCGCCGGCAGUUGUUGUUCCAUGUCUAUUCAGGUUAAGAGACGUCGGCUAUGGAGUUGCUAAAGGCAUACCUACACUCUUGCUAGCUGCUGCAGCAAUUGAUGAUUCGAUUAGUGUCGCUGUAUUCGCUAUUAUAUUAAAUGCUAUGUUCUCUACGGGGUCUGCAACUUACAACAUAAUUGUGGGACCCUUAUCCAUUAUAGCCGGUGUUCUCUUCGGUUCCCUAUGGGGAGCUAUUACGUCUGUUAUUCCUGAAAAGGGUGAUAUUUACGUAGUACCGUUGCGAUUCUUAGCUUUAUUUUUAGGCGGUCUUUUCGCACUAUUUAUUUCAAAUUUGAUUGGAUGGAGUGGUGCAGGGCCUUUAGCAAUAGUGUCUUCUGGUUUUGUUGCCGCGUACUAUUGGGAACAACAAGGAUGGGUAAUAAACAAAAAUCCAGUCAGUAAUAUCUUCAGAAUCUUAUGGAUUUUCUUUGAGCCCAUACUUUUCGCAUUUACUGGAGCACAAAUAACGAUUAACACUUUGGAUCGAGAAGUAAUAAAAAUGGGUACAAUUUGUCUGGUAUCCUGUUUGGUGCUUCGCGUGAUCGCGACGUUUUUUGUUAGUUUUGGCUGUGGUUUAAACAAGAAGGAAAAGAUUUUUAUUGGUGUUACUUGGCUGGCUAAAGCUACGGUUCAAGCUGCUUUAGGACCGGCAGCAUUAGAUCUAGUAAAUAACGGACAAUCAGCUGGAUUGCCGGUUGAAGAUGAAGAAAACUUCGCUAAAAUACUUCUGGCCGUGAGUGUACUUAGUGUGGUACUGUCCGCACCGUUAGGCGCGAUACUAAUUGCUAUAACUGGACCAAGGCUUUUAAGCCGAGAACCGGCAACUAAAAACCUGACUAAUUUUGAAACUACAGGAAACACGACAUCAACCCCAGUAUGAUUCGAUUAUUCGGUAAAAACUAUUUUAGAAAAAUUGUACUAUUAUAUUCGUAUCUAUCUCUUAGUAAAUGUCACUACCACAUAUUAAUAAGAAAAGUCUAAUGAAUGCAGAACUAUAUCUACGAUUAUGCGAUGGUUAAUUACAAUUUAAUUUUAUAUAGUGUUUUAUACUUAAUUAAAAAUUAGUACUUAAGUUUAAUUUGCAUUUUUAAAUAAUGUUACGUUAUACCUAUUCAAAUAUACAUAUGUUUAAUAUAU
Parnassius mnemosyne (clouded apollo) is the source of this 1973-nucleotide messenger RNA. The record is from the annotation of a GenBank genome assembly. Lineage: Eukaryota; Metazoa; Arthropoda; Insecta; Lepidoptera; Papilionidae.